AUGUGCGGUGAACACAAGCUGCUGCUACUUGUAGUUGGAAAGAGUGGGAAGCCUCGCUGCUUUAAACAUGCACGGCUGCCGCCAAGGGAUGAGCUUAUCUACUGGCACAACAAGAAAGCCUUGGUCAUAUGCACAAUAUUUGAAGAUUACAUUCGGCAGCGUGACCACAAGUUCGCGAUCAGAGGGAGGAAUGUACUCUUCGUUGUUGAUAAUUGCCCAGCGCAUGGUGACAUCCUACACCUGAAAGCUAUCAGAAUGGUAUUUCUUAAUCCGAACACCACAUUGAUCUCGCAGCCAAUGGACCAAAGCAUCAUUCACCACAUGAGGAAGAUUUACCACCACCACCUGCUCAGAUGCAUGCUCCUUUGCUACAACCGCAAGGAGUACUCCAUGGACCUCCUUGGAGCCAUAUGUCUUGUUGUGUAUGCAUGGAAGCAAGUGGGACCCACUUUCAUCAUGCGGUGUUUUGAACAUGCUGGCUUCCCGAAGGAAAGCACGGUCAAUGAUGAUGCUGACUAUUCAUGUGCACUUGAUGAAGAAGGAGCAGAGUACUGCUACCACAUCAAUGCACUCUGCACAGAGGAUAGCGAAUCCGGUGCAGCUGGCUUCGCCGAGUAUCUGAACUUUGAAAAUAAUCAACAAAUGUGCCACUCAGACUUGGAGAGUGAAGCUACUGCUGAUGCGACCAAGUGCGAUGACAUCGACAACGACGCUAAUGAGCCCUCCCGAGCACCCGCUCUCAGGGAAGUUAUUGGAUCGCUGAACAUUAUCCGCAGUUUUGUCGAGUGUCACGGAGGAAAUUCUCAAAUGCUACACAUAGUUUGCCAACCAGCAUCUCUGAUUACUUUUAAGUAA
This is a messenger RNA of Dermacentor albipictus, 855 nucleotides long. The record is from RefSeq and is a predicted model, not a curated record. Lineage: Eukaryota; Metazoa; Arthropoda; Arachnida; Ixodida; Ixodidae.